UUAAGUUUUUUCGUGCGUUCCCGUCUGUAUGUUCUAAUAUACAGGUAGCGUAAACCUAUUAGCGUUUUUGAUCAGUACACUGCAGUACACUUCGAAUCGUUUAUUGAUGUCUGAGAAAUUAUUGACGUCAACUUGGCAAAUCGAUUAGUCAUGUAUCUUGAUUCAUCAAAGCGACGUUAAUCGCUCCAAAGAAACGAUUCAACCUGUUUCGUGAAAUUUCGAACUUGUCAAAUAGGUUCGAAACCAGCUCGAGCCAGCUGUCCAAAUGUAUCCGCUUCGAACUUCUCGAAUAACUGGAGCAUAUAAUUCGCUCGAGGUUGUUAUGUUCGAGCUCUAAUCUAUAUAUACUAUGUACAUAUCUACCGUGGAAGGCACCCUGUAUAUAUACUUGUGUAUAUACUAUGACAGUGCAUCGUGCGGAAAGCGUUGUAUAAAUAAGCGGCGAGCUCGCCGCGAGCGAUAGCAUUCGGGAGGCCCGUCACAGCGCCGGCAGGUAGUGGAUUCUUCGACAACAACACAACAACAACGGAGAUUGUUUUGCAUUUUUUUCGCGAUCAAAGAUGUCAUCGCCCAGAGAAGUGAUUAAAAGCGUUGGACCAAAAUUGGUGCCGUUCUUUAAAAGCGUAUCGGUGUACUUUGUAAUACUCGCCGAGCAACCGUCUCUGUUGACCGCGUGUUUCAAGUGCUUGCCGAUAAUAAGUCUCAUUGUUUUCAUUUUGUUGCACGGAAUCAGUUUGUCCAAGGAAUACACCUUCUCCAGGCGUAUACUAACAGGAUUGGUGUUCAGUUGUAUGGGCGACGCUUUGUUAGUAUGGCCUAACUGUUUCACAGCGGGAAUGUGCAUGUUCGCUAUCGCUCAAAUUAUGUAUAUAAUCGCAUUCGGAUUCACACCCCUCAAUUUAACGCUCGGUGCGAUAAUGUACAUGGGUUGUUCCGUUGUCAUAUACGCUUUGAUGCCCGGAUUAAGCGGGAUUUUAGCAAUAGGAGUGCCAAUUUAUACAGUAUUACUUACAACCAUGGCCUGGAGAGCCAUAUCCAGAGUGCAAUUUUUUGGGGAAUUGUGGACAUGGACUAAAUUGUGCAGUUGCAUUGGAAGCAUUUGCUUUGUCAUAUCCGACACCUUACUUGGGUUUCAUUAUUUCCACAGUCCAUUGCCAUAUUCACAGGUGUCUAUUAUGUUAACGUAUUACGCAGCACAAUUAGGGAUAGCGCUGAGUGCAGUUGAUUCGAAAAACAACAGCACUAACCGAGUACCUGCCAGUAAAGGCUGAAACGUUCAAUCGUUUAAUUUAUAUGAUAUCGAUGAAGAGAAAAAACUUGUCUAUUGAAAAAGCAGAUACGAAAAAGAUUCCUUUUAUAUCGUUUCUGCUUUAAAAUACGUGCAUAAUUCCAGUAGGAAAUUGUGAUAAUUGUUUUUUUUUUGUUUUGACACUCUUUCACAGCUGUGUACUAAGGAGACUGGAGAAAGAGUCGUAAGAGAUUGUAUGUACCUUUG
This is a messenger RNA of Pseudomyrmex gracilis, 1495 nucleotides long. RefSeq names its product lysoplasmalogenase-like protein TMEM86A. The coding region runs from base 561 to 1271 and encodes 236 amino acids. Gene Ontology annotation, cellular component: membrane. NCBI's taxonomy places the organism in Eukaryota, Metazoa, Arthropoda, Insecta, Hymenoptera, Formicidae. The transcript has 7 exons. The record is from RefSeq and is a predicted model, not a curated record.